ACGCGCAGUCUUUUGCGCAAAAACCGCAAAGUGGUCGAAACCUGGAGUCGUGAGGAUGGAGAUCCGGCCGGACAGAGUUAAGGCCGUGGCAGCGAGGACUCUCGGGAAGAUUUACGGAGCUCUCGAGAAGAGGCAGGAGAAUGGUGAGACCAUUGAGCUGUCGGCGGAGGGUCGGCCGGAGCUGGUGGAGGAGAAGGAGGAGCCCCUGAUCGACUGUACCUGCUUCGGCCUGCCCAGACGCUACAUCAUUGCCAUUCUCUCCGGCAUUGGCUUCUGCAUUUCCUUCGGUAUCCGCUGCAACCUGGGUGUAGCCAUCGUCAGUAUGGUCAACAGCCACACCGUCUUCAGAGACAACAAACAGGUCAUCGUGAAAGCUCAGUUUGAAUGGGAGCCGGAAACGGUCGGGAUGAUCCACGGCUCCUUCUUCUGGGGAUACAUAGUCACCCAAAUCCCUGGAGGAUUCAUCUGCCAAAAGUUUGCAGCAAACAGAGUAUUUGGUUUUGCAAUAGUGGCCACUUCCUGUCUGAAUAUGUUCAUCCCCACAGCCGCAAGACUACAUUUUGGUUGUGUUAUUAUCAUCAGGAUACUUCAAGGACUGGUGGAGGGAGUUUCAUAUCCGGCCUGUCAUGGCAUUUGGGCAAAAUGGGCCCCACCUCUUGAAAGGAGUCGUCUGGCUACGACAGCUUUUUGUGGUUCUUAUGCCGGUGCUGUGAUCGCUAUGCCUUUAACUGGAAUCCUCGUCCAGUAUUCAGGAUGGUCAUCAGUCUUCUACGUGUAUGGAACCUUUGGGGUCAUAUGGUACUGUUUCUGGAUCAUGGUGUCCUAUGAGAGUCCAGCAGCCCAUCCCACCAUCACAGAGGAAGAGAGGAAAUAUAUUGAAGAAAGCAUUGGCGAGUCGGGCCAGCAUUCAGUGGCGAAAUUCAGCACACCAUGGAAGGCUUUCUUCACGUCCAUGCCUGUGUACGCCAUCAUUGUGGCUAAUUUCUGCAGAAGCUGGACUUUCUACCUGCUGCUCAUCAGCCAGCCUGCAUACUUUGAGGAGGUUUUUGGGUUUGAGAUUAGCAAGGUUGGCAUAGUUUCAGCCCUUCCCCACCUGGUCAUGACCAUCGUCGUGCCCAUUGGUGGGCAAAUUGCCGACUAUCUGCGUUCCAAUCGGAUCAUGACCACCACCAAUGUCAGGAAACUCAUGAACUGCGGAGGUUUUGGGAUGGAAGCGACCUUGCUGUUGAUCGUAGGUUUCUCCCAUACCAAAGGCGUUGCAAUCACAUUUCUGGUGUUGGCUGUGGGUUUCUCUGGCUUUGCCAUUUCAGGUUUUAAUGUGAACCACCUGGACAUCGCACCACGCUACGCCAGUAUCCUCAUGGGCAUCUCCAACGGUGUGGGUACUUUAUCUGGUAUGGUUUGCCCACUUAUAGUCGGUGCCAUGACAAAACACAAGACACGGGAGGAGUGGCAGGGCGUGUUUCUCAUUGCUUCACUUGUUCAUUAUGGAGGUGUUAUUUUCUAUGGCAUCUUUGCAUCGGGCGAAAAACAAGCCUGGGCAGAGCCCGAGCAGAUGAGUAAUGAGAAAUGCGGCAUCUUGGAUGAGGACGAGCUUGCGAAUGAGACAGAGGAGCUGUAUCGCACAAGCGGAGGUGCAGGAUAUGGAGCCAUGAACCAAGCGACAGAUCCCAAUGGAGACGGACGUGUAGGGGCCGGUUGGGUCUCAGAGUGGGACAAAACCGAGGAGUAUGUCCAACGCAUCUGGAACCAACAUUACUAUGAUGGGGGAGAGUAGGUAUGGAAGUUCAGAUAGACACAGCCGAUGGUCUGCAUGUAGCCUGGAAGCCCAAACAAUAAAUCACUCAUGCGUUUUUGAGGACGUGAGGAACUUUAAAAACGGCUGAGCCUGGAAGUAGAGAUUUCAAAAAAUUGUAAG
Molecule: messenger RNA, 1918 nt
Organism: Thalassophryne amazonica
Lineage: Eukaryota; Metazoa; Chordata; Actinopteri; Batrachoidiformes; Batrachoididae
Product: vesicular glutamate transporter 1-like
Exons: 13
Coding region: 56-1777 (573 amino acids)
Biological process (GO): synaptic transmission, glutamatergic; neurotransmitter loading into synaptic vesicle; transmembrane transport
Cellular component (GO): excitatory synapse; synaptic vesicle membrane
Molecular function (GO): neurotransmitter transmembrane transporter activity; L-glutamate transmembrane transporter activity
Source: RefSeq, a predicted model, not a curated record